AUGUCGCCAAUUGCAGCUAGCGACUUGAAGGCUCCCCCAGCUAUUACCCAUAACUCGAGCGUCCAGGUCGUUCGCUCGACAAAUGCUCUACCUGCAAAUCUUUUGAAUGCUGCGAGAUCUACCUUGACCGAGUCCUUUGAUGCUGAAAAGCAUGUUUGCUUUGAAGCUCCCGGGAAGAUCUACAAGAUGGAAGAACUAGGAUUCCCGGGCCGAGGCAUUUCAGAGACUGCUGUUUCUGCGCCCUUCCCACUCUUUUCGCAAAGCGCAGUUGCACAAAUGCGCAAAGAGGUCUUCAGCCAACGCGUCUUGGACGAGUGCCGAUUCUCAUCCGGCUUCGUUAAGGAUACAGUGCGUGGCAUGAUGCCGUCCCGAGCCCCUUUCACCUACGACGCAUGGAAGUCUACGGAGGUCUUAGCGGCGGUAUCUGCAGUCGCAGGUGUGGACCUUGUUCCUGUCAUGGACAUGGAGAUCUCGGCUAUCAACAUCUCGGUUAACCCGACGACCGUAACUGAUGCCGAGAAGGCCGCAUCGAAUGAUAGAUCUGCAUUUGCGUGGCACUACGACAGCUAUCCAUUUGUCUGUGUUACGAUGUUGUCCGAUUGCACAGACAUGCAGGGCGGAGAGACUGCCGUUAAAACUGCAUCGGGGGAUAUCAUGAAAGUUCGCGGACCGGCUAUGGGUACUGCAGUGAUAAUGCAGGGUCGAUACCUCAACCACGCUGCACUCAAGGCGUUUGGUGGUAAAGAGCGCAUUAGCCAGAUUACCUCCCUGCGCCCACGCUUCCCGCUUGCAAAAGAUGAGAGUGUGUUGACGGGGGUCCGUCCUAUCUCGAACACGUCGGACCUUUAUACGCAGUGGACGCAGUACCGCCUCGAAAACUUAGAGGAGCGCAUCCGGGAGAAACUGAAAUCAGAAAGGACAAGGGAAAGCUUCAAUCGUCCUUUCGAUCUAGUAGCAACAAGAAGUUGGUUUGAAGAGAAUAUCGCGUACUUCCAAGCAACACUUAAGGAACUACAAGAAGUACAGUCCUAG
Messenger RNA from Aaosphaeria arxii CBS 175.79, 1032 nucleotides. RefSeq lists its product as uncharacterized. The transcript has 2 exons. Bases 1 to 1032 code for a protein of 343 amino acids. The record is from RefSeq and is a predicted model, not a curated record. NCBI's taxonomy places the organism in Eukaryota, Fungi, Ascomycota, Dothideomycetes, Pleosporales.